CUAGUUGGUUGCGGGUUGAGUUCAAUAUAGGUAUCUAUCCCCUACCAAGGUCCAAGGCUUCCCCCGAGCCCUCGCUCUUGUGUCCCCAGUAGCUCAACAGAGUCAACACAACACACCACAUCAACUUCAAGUCCCGACUCGGACAUUGACGACUGCCACGAUGUAUUCAUGUUGGCUCUGGGCAUCCGCAGGCCUGGCGACGUUCGCGGCCGCGGCAGAGGUGGUCACGACACCCCGGCAAUUUGAAGUCGACAUCGUCUUUCCGCACAACGAGACAUACAAGCCAGCCGACACCAUGCCCAUUGUCCUGGCCAUCCAAAACGCCAGCGCCGCGACAUCGAUUGGGAGCUUUAGCAUAUUCUGGCGGAUCGCGCAACUCCAAGGGGGACAGCUCAACUCGGCCUCGUCGAGCACUGUGGAUUUUGGCAAUUUUGAGGUCUUUAGCAACGAAACGUCGGCCGACACGCCAUUGUUCCUCGCCGCCUUCACCAAUGUCACCGACUGGAUCCGGUACGGACGACCAAUCCCACCAGCCACCGAAUACACACCAGCAGUCGACGACAGGUACAUGCUACAGUGGAGCAUUGUUUGGACGAGCCUGUUUGGGACCUGCACGAAAUUCGAAUCCUUGGUUUCUGCCGAUCUGCCAGCCGACGGAGCUCUGACGUUCAACAUCCAGACAGUGUGGGGCCAGGAGGGAACUGGCUGGCAGGGCGACAUCCACGACGUGCAGGAGGCCAUCCCUGAGUGUCCGGAAUUCGGAGCACUCGUCCAGAUUGGGCCGCCUCCUAACGCGACGAAGCCGGCAUGCCCGGGGUUUGAGAUCCUCGAGAGCAGGCAAGGCAACCCUUGCGCCGUCAAGGUUGACCAGCCCGCGGCGAGCAGCAUUUCAAGCCGCGUGUCAAGCUCCGUCUCAAGCUACAUGUCCAAGUACCACCCAACCCCAACCACCACCGCUGCCGUUGAGUCGUCGACAAGCAAGGCCGGCGUGGGUCCCGCUCGGACGGUGCAGACGGCGCUGGCGGCCGCUUGCGUGCUCUGCGGCCUGGUAGUGUGAGGAGUUUGGGAAGGACUAGCUAAAGGAAAUAAGAGAGGCGAGACGUUGGGUUGAAAUAGGCGGGCUAGGAGUCAAGGACGUUGCCGUUUGGCGUAUCCUUGUAGACUUGUCUACACGUGGGGACGCUUUAAUUCUCAUAAUACGUGUAAUCAUUUA
Chaetomium strumarium is the source of this 1213-nucleotide messenger RNA. RefSeq lists its product as uncharacterized. The record is from RefSeq and is a predicted model, not a curated record. Lineage: Eukaryota; Fungi; Ascomycota; Sordariomycetes; Sordariales; Chaetomiaceae. Bases 161 to 1057 code for a protein of 298 amino acids. The transcript has a single exon.